ACAAGGGGACGAGGCCGGGCGGCGAGGCGGGCCUGGCGGGGGCCAUGGCGGCGUCGGAGACCAAGAUCAUCUACCACCUGGACGACCAGGAGACGCCGUACCUGGUCAAGCUGCCGCUGCCGGCCGAGCGGGUCACGCUGGGCGACUUCAAGGCGCUGCUCAACCGGCCCAACUACAAGUUCUACUUCAAGUCCAUGGACGAUGAUUUCGGGGUCGUAAAAGAGGAAAUUUCAGAUGACAAUGCAAAGCUUCCUUGCUUCAACGGACGAGUGGUGUCAUGGCUGGUGUCCGCGGAGGGAUCUCAUUCGGAUGCUGGAUCCGUCUGUGCCGAAAGUCAACCGGAAUUGCCACCCUCCAUCGAGCGAACUGGCGGCAUUGGAGAUUCCAGGCCUCCUUCGUUUCACCCAAAUAGCGGGGGAAGCAGAGAGAACCUGGACAAUGAGACGGAGACAGACUCUGUGGUGUCCGUUCAGAGGGAACGGCCACGCAGGAAGGAGGGUCCUGAGCACGCCCCUAGGGUGAACGGGAUGACCAAGGGAGACCGUCGGCGGGAACUGGGGGGCUAUGAAAGCUCCUCCACCCUGAUGAGUAGUGAACUGGAGACCACCAGCUUCUUUGAUUCCGAUGAGGAUGAUUCCACCAGCAGGUUCAGCAGCUCGACAGAACAAAGCAGCGCCUCGCGCCUUAUGAGGAGACACAAACGCCGUCGGCGGAAACAGAAAGUAGCCCGAAUUGAAAGGUCUUCAUCUUUUAGCAGCAUCACUGAUUCCACCAUGUCGCUGAACAUCAUCACCGUUACGCUCAACAUGGAAAAAUACAACUUCCUGGGCAUCUCCAUCGUUGGGCAAAGCAACGAACGUGGUGAUGGAGGCAUCUACAUUGGUUCCAUUAUGAAGGGAGGCGCAGUGGCAGCUGAUGGAAGAAUUGAACCUGGAGACAUGCUGCUGCAGGUGAACGAUACCAACUUUGAGAACAUGAGCAAUGAUGAUGCCGUACGAGUGCUGAGGGAAAUUGUGCACAAACCGGGGCCCAUCACGUUGACGGUCGCCAAGUGCUGGGAUCCGAGUCCCAGAGGCUGCUUCUCGUUACCCAGGAUUGCUCCCCAGCGAAUCUGGGCUGGGCCAGACUCUCCGUGCUCCGAUCCGGGUGAGCCUAUCCGACCCAUCGACCCAGCGGCUUGGGUGUCCCACACCGCGGCGAUGACCGGCACCUUCCCUGCGUACGGUAUGAGCCCAUCCAUGAGCACAAUCACUUCCACCAGCUCUUCCAUCACCAGCUCCAUCCCAGAAACGGAACGUCUCGAUGACUUCCACCUCUCCAUCCAUAGCGACAUGGCCACCAUCGUCAAAGCCAUGGCCUCGCCCGAGUCAGGCUUGGAGGUGCGUGACCGCAUGUGGCUGAAGAUCACCAUUCCCAGUGCCUUCAUUGGUUCGGAUGUGGUUGACUGGCUGUACCAUCACGUGGAGGGCUUUACCGACCGGCGAGAAUCCCGCAAGUAUGCCAGCAAUCUGCUGAAGGCUGGUUAUAUCCGACAUACGGUCAACAAGAUUACCUUCUCGGAGCAGUGCUACUACAUCUUCGGGGACCUCUGUGGAAACAUGGCCAACCUAUCCUUGCAUGACCACGAUGGAUCUAGUGGGGCCUCCGACCAGGAUACGCUGGCUCCGUUACCUCACCCAGGAGCGGCCCCCUGGCCCCUAGCUUUUCCUUACCAAUAUCCACCUCCACACCCCUACAACCCCCACCCUGGCUUCCCUGAGCCGGGUUACAGCUACGGAGGGGGCAGCGCAGGCAGCCAGCACAGUGAAGGAAGCCGCAGCAGCGGUUCAAACCGCAGCGGCAGCGAGAGACGGAAGGACCGGGACCCCAAGCCUGGGGAGUCCAAGUCGGGUGGUAGCGGCAGCGAAUCGGACCACACCAGCCGUAGCAGCAUUCGGCGGGAGCGAGCGGCCAGCGAGUGCUCCAUGCCGGGCAGCCAACGUAGCCAUCACUCCAUGGCUCACAGCGUGCGCAGCCACCACAGCCAGCAGUCUUACGGCCCUCCAGGCCUCCCACCUCUCUACAGCCCUCCCAUGCUCCUGAUGCCGCCGCCCCCUUCCGCCCUGGGACCUCCCGGGGCUCCCCCGGGCCGAGAUCUGGCCUCGGUGCCCCCUGAACUGACCGCCAGUAGACAGUCAUUCCGAAUGGCCAUGGGCAACCCUAGUGAGUUUUUUGUGGAUGUAAUGUGAAGAUCCCUCCCUCCCUCCCUCCCUCUGCCUGUCUGGGCUGCCCCCACCCCCUUCCCAAGUUGGUUUAUCUCCUAGAAAGAUCACACUCGGUGUGAGAUGCCUCUCUGUGCUGCCUGUCUCUGUUCCUCUUUCUCCGUUUCGUUUUUUUGACUUGGCUUUUAUGAAAAGGGGUUGAGGAAAUCAAAUGGACUAAACCAGUGGUCCCCAACCUUUAUGACUUUUUUGGGGGGUGGGGGUGGAGAGGGGAACUGGCCAGCCACUCAUGCAACCUUGUUCUGAACGGUCCACAGCUCG
Molecule: messenger RNA, 2522 nt
Organism: Pseudonaja textilis
Lineage: Eukaryota; Metazoa; Chordata; Lepidosauria; Squamata; Elapidae
Gene: DVL3
Product: dishevelled segment polarity protein 3
Biological process (GO): canonical Wnt signaling pathway; intracellular signal transduction
Cellular component (GO): cytosol
Molecular function (GO): frizzled binding
Source: RefSeq, a predicted model, not a curated record